AGUUUGCAUGUGAAUUUCAUACUGAACGGUAGUAAAGAAUUUCCGUUUCCUACUUUCCCAAUGAGAUAAUAUUAAGACGGUUCGAAAAAUGUAUAAAAAGUUUCCCGAAACGAUUGCAAAUUUUCCUUUCCUUCCGGCUGGAUUAAGCUUCGGUUAUUUAUUCUUCCUACCAUGGAUUGAUGAAGAGCUUUACGAUUCUGUCACUUUUUGGCCGUUCUUUGCAAUGCUUUUCGCAAUUGUUGUGACAGCUUCUACCAUUUCAAUAACCAAGUUAAGCAGUGGGAAAUACAUUUUUGAACAUUUCAAAUACUUUUUCGCAACAAAUGUUUCGUUUAUUAUCGCUGGAAUUCUUUUCGUGGUGUUACGCGAUGAUUAUACCUAUAUAGCUUUAUUCUUCUGCGCGAUUACGAGUGGAACUGCUUUCAUGUCCGGACUCUCAUAUAUCAACAUUCGUUCGGAAAAACGUGAACGUCCCAUGAGACUUGCUUUAUGUCAUGUGUGGAAGUUGAUUGGAUUUGCUAUCGUCUUCACAGUUUUUAUUUACAGUCUCGACAAAGAUGGAUUAGCAACAGAUGAGACACUUGAGAAUUUUUAUAGAGUCAUAGGUUACAUUAUGAUAUCUUCAAGUGCAAUUUGAAUUGUUCUCAUGAUGCUUAAUGAGUUCAGUCAACGCAAGGAUGUAAUCUACAAUUACAAAGACUGUCUUGAUCAUGACAACUCGAUUGCCAACAAUUAUUGCAAACUGUUUUCUAAAAAUGAGGUCGUUAUAAAAAGAAUAGCAACUAUGUCUUCAUCAGGAAUGUGGAAAUCAACUGAAAAUCUUCUACCAGAGAAUAAGAAAAACUUUACAAACUUGUGGACAAUUUAUUUGAUGAUAACGAAGCUCCAUGGUGCCAUUGUGUUUCAUUCCUUCCUUAUGAUUUAUUCCAUUCAGACAUCGACAUCAUACGUAGAUGAUGUUUUGGGUAUGGGAAUAAUCGUAUGGAUGAUUGCACUCGGAUCUCUCAUCGGAUGCAUUUUACUACGUUUUAUUAACAGCAAAGACGUCUACACUUUGGCAUCAACUUUUGGAAUUCUUGCAAUUGGAAUUUCUUAUAUUUUCGUUUCCAAUGACAAUUACGUGAUUUCAAUUUGUUUAUGGAUCUACUUUUUUGCAAUAUCAACUGCAGUUGCAAUUCCUGAUAUUGCACUUCUUGAAAUAUCCAAAAUACGAUACAAUGAAGGUGCACUUGCUUUGGGAUUCUUUUUUGAGAUCAUCGCCAUCGCCGUUCUUCAAACAACUAUAGAAAAAUCUGUACUUUUAAAUCCUGAUAGUGAAGAAUAUUUACUUCAUAUUAUCGGAAUAAUUGUUGUUCUUGUUGUUACUAGCUUACUUUUCCAACUUCAUAUGCCAAACACAUACAACAAAUCGUUGCUUCAGAUUCAGAAUGAACUCCUGAAAUUUCACAAAUAUUUUGCGAUUUAUUUCGACAAUAGCCUUCCAAGAAGCUCUUCGGAAAACAAUGAAUAUUUGGAAAAUAAUACUGUGAAUGUUUUUGAAGACAACGCCAGAAAAAUAACAGAAGCUCAAGAUGUUUAUCCAUCAAAUGAUUACUCAGAAGUCAUGGAAAACAAGCUUCCCGACCCUCCUGUCAACAAAGUGAUUAAUUUUGAUUACAACACCGAUAUUCCUAAACCUCCACUCAUUAUACCUCGAGUGAACUAUUUCAAAGAAAAAAUGUCACUUUAUCAAAAUGAAUGAAAUUAAUUAUGUACAAAAUAUUUUGUUGCAUGUAAAUUGAUUUGAUUAACGUUAAAGGAAAAUUUCAGUUCUGAAAAUUUACAAAAUAAAAGAAUUAAACGU
Messenger RNA from Clunio marinus, 1843 nucleotides. The record is from the annotation of a GenBank genome assembly. NCBI's taxonomy places the organism in Eukaryota, Metazoa, Arthropoda, Insecta, Diptera, Chironomidae.